Messenger RNA from Colletotrichum spaethianum, 765 nucleotides. RefSeq names its product riboflavin kinase. The record is from RefSeq and is a predicted model, not a curated record. The transcript is spliced from 2 exons. Gene Ontology annotation, cellular component: mitochondrion. Bases 1 to 765 code for a protein of 254 amino acids. Gene Ontology annotation, molecular function: riboflavin kinase activity. NCBI's taxonomy places the organism in Eukaryota, Fungi, Ascomycota, Sordariomycetes, Glomerellales, Glomerellaceae. Gene Ontology annotation, biological process: FMN biosynthetic process; riboflavin biosynthetic process.
AUGGCAGAAGAGACGACACGCCCUCUCAUCGUCGGCCCGGACUCCGGUCCUGAGGCCCCCUUCCCGCUCAAGAUGGAGGGCAAGGUGAUUUCCGGCUUCGGCCGGGGGUCCAAGGAGGUCAGUCACUAUCGAUCCUCGCCAACGUCUCUCACGGCAUGCACGAACGCCUCAUUCUUCACCACGCAUAUACUACACCCCGCGCGGCACCCACUCCGGCUCGUGCUCGACACGAGAAGCCUCACAAGACCCGCGCCGCUAACGCCCCUCGGAAUCCCAACCGCAAACCUCCCCGUAGACGCGUCCCAGACCCCCUGGAUAGACACCACGAAAUCCGGCGUCUACUUUGGCUGGGCCUCGCUCUCCCUCCCCGCCUCGCACCCAGACCGCGUCGCCCCGCCCCCGUCCUCCGGCGCCGGCCCGGCCCAGCCCCACCUCGAGUUCCAGCUGUACCCCAUGGUCAUGUCCAUCGGCUACAACCCCUUCUACAAGAACACGGUCCGCUCCGCCGAGGUCCACGUGCUGCACAAGUUCUCGGCAGACUUCUACGACGCCCACAUGCGCCUCCUGAUCCUCGGCUUCGUCCGUGAGGAGAAGGACUACAAGAGCCUCGAGGCCCUGGUCGCCGACAUCAACACCGACUGCGACGUCGCGCGCAACUCGCUCGACCGCAAGGCCUGGGCGCCGCCCAAGACCCUGAGACCCGGUGCCGAGACGGACGGCGUGUUGGACGCAAAGUGGCUCGUCGAGCCGCUACCCAAGGCCUGA